Caenorhabditis angaria is the source of this 1714-nucleotide messenger RNA. Lineage: Eukaryota; Metazoa; Nematoda; Chromadorea; Rhabditida; Rhabditidae. The record is from the annotation of a GenBank genome assembly.
AUGUCAGGAGUUAGACUAAAUCCGAUAAAUCUUUUUAAACGGAGAAUCAGAAAUAUAAGGUACUAAAUAAUUUUUUUAAGUUAAAAAAAUUAUGUUUUCCAAGUUCUAAUCUGCAAAAAAAAUAGCAAUAGGUAAAACAUAUUUAUAAUAAAAAUAAUGAGAAUAAAAAUGAGAAAAACUUGUUUACGUUGGUGAUUAUUGAUUUAGUCGCACAUUCGAAAAACGCAUUUCGAAAUAAAUAUUCCCAUAGGUUUUAUUUUUUUCAAAUAUUUAUAUUUAACCAUGUGAUAUUUUAUUUUUUGAACAAACUGAAAACUUUUUUUGUGAGAAGCUUUACUAGAAAUCUGGUAGUUUUUUUUUCUUGAUUUUGAAUCCGAUUGAUCUGGAGUACUUGGAGAGAAUCUUGAAUUUCAGCCAAAAAAUCCAAACUUCAAAAAGUUGCUCCCAGUGUCACUUAACUAGAAUAUUCUUCUUAAAGUCCGGCUUAUUGCAAAUUUUUUCCUGAUAAAAAGAAAUAUGAAUUUUAUUUGGAAAUACCGGAUUUUAUUACCGGCUUCAAAAAACUUUGAUCAAUUUUUUGGUCACCCUGUAUUUGUUUAUUUUCAAACAAUUUUCAUGAUGAAAUAGUUUUGAAAUUUCCAAAUUUUAUUUUUUGCACAUCAUCUCUUAACCGCAAAUCAAACAGAUGUUCUUUCUGUCUGGCAUUUAUAACUUCUUAUCAAUCAGAUAUAAAGUUUCUAAUUAUAUUUUGAGACGAACUUUCAUAAAAACAUAUUUUUUGCAAGACAUCUUUGUAUCUACAAUCAUAAGGUAUACAGCCUUAUUUGACAUAUCAAAAAAGGCCAUAGAACAUUAUCUUUUCAAGUCAAUAACACAUCAUGCAAAUACAGAAAAAAAUGUGUUUCUUAUCAUCAAAAAAAUUUUUGCUAUUAAACUGCUACGUAUCGUACCAAUAAGUCAUUCUUUUCAGAAAAUUUGGAUUCUUUCCAAUCAUUUUUUCUUCAAUAUAAUGGCAGAAUUUGAAGAAGAAUGGUCAAAAGUAAGUCUAUGAGAAAUAAAAAAUAAAUACUGAUGUGAGAAUAGUUUAGAUUGAGAAUGGAUACUUGAUAAUAAAAUGGUACUAUUUCCCAACAGCGACAAAUUUGAAGAUUGAUAUUGAUAAAAUUCUUGAUAUUCAAGUUCGAAGUCAAGCAUCGAGUUAUAAGAAGAAUUGGGGAUCUUCGUCUCUUAAAACUUGGUGGGCUUGUGACAUGAAAAGGUGAGUAGAAUGAAAGAGAAUUAAAAAAAAUGAUAGAAAUUGAAAGGGUUCUAGGCUCUCAUUCCGAAAAAAAAUGUCUAAAAAAUUCUGGAAAAUUUCCAUACAAUUUCGAUUUUUUAGAAACGGUAAUGAGAAGUUGUAAAAUCUGAAAAAAGUAAAACUUUAUUUUUAAAGUUUUUGCUUAAGAUAUUUUCAGUCAAAAAAUUAGAGAAUGAUAACAAAGCAAGAGUCUAGUUCAUAACUCGUUAUCAAACCCAAUUUUCCUCAAAAAAUUGCAUCAUGGCCAGUUAUAAAAUAAUAUUUUCCAGAAACUUCCGUUCAAAACCCGAAGGUUUCCACAAUGUCACAAUAAACAUUGGCGAUACCUUCAAGAAAGGAUUCACUGUACAAGAUUUGAACAAAUUCUUGUCGGCAAUGCGGAAAUAUUUGAAAAAUCAAAGUAUUGUUUUCAAAUAA